Miscanthus lutarioriparius is the source of this 1914-nucleotide messenger RNA. Lineage: Eukaryota; Viridiplantae; Streptophyta; Magnoliopsida; Poales; Poaceae. The record is from the annotation of a GenBank genome assembly.
AUGGCGGUGGCGGCGCUGCCGCAGGCGAUGGACGCGCUGUCGCGGCGGGCGACCAUGCUGCGGGACUCGCUGCGGCGGAGCCAGGGGAACACGGACGGCAUGGUCGCCAUCCUCGGCUCCUUCGACCACCGCCUCUCCGCGCUCGAGGCCGCCAUGCGCCCCACCCAGGUGAGGACGCACGCGAUCCGGACGGCGCACGAGAACAUCGACCGGACCAUCAAGGCCGCCGACGGCAUCCUCUCCCAGUUCGACCUCGCCCGCCGGGCUGAGGCAACCAUAUUGAGGGGCCCCCAUGAGGAUUUGGAGAGCUACCUGGAGGCAGUGGAUGUGCUGAAAGGCAUCGUUCGCUUCUUUUCCUCGAAUAAGAACUUCAAGAGCAGUGAAGGAGUUCUGAAUCAUGUCAACAAUCUGUUAGCUAAGUCUACUCUGAAGAUUGAAGAGGAAUUUAAGCAGCUGAUGGGUACAUACAGCAAACCUAUCGAGCCAGAUCGCCUGUUUGACUGUCUACCCAAGUCUCUGCGGCCAACAAAAGGUGAUCACGAGGCCGAUGGAGGCGGCCGUUCUGAUCAUCCAUCCAAAGGCUUGGAGACUGCCGUAUACAGGACCCCAACACUAAUUCCUCCCAGAAUAUUGCCUCUCAUGAAUGACAUAGCUCAACAGUUGGUUCAGGCUGGAAAUCAGCAAACUUGCUACAAAAUCUACAGAGAUUCCCGUGCUUCAGCACUAGAAGUGAGCCUUCGGAAGUUAGGAGUGGAAAAGCUUACCAAAGAUGAUGUGCAAAAAAUGCAAUGGGAGGCUUUGGAGGCUAAAAUUGGAAACUGGAUACACUUUAUGCGAAUUGCGGUCAAAUUAUUACUAGCAGGGGAAAGAAAAAUCUGUGAUCAGAUUUUUGAUGGUGUCAACUUUAACAAGGGCCAUUGUUUUGCUGAACUGACAGCAAAUAGUGUUAUAACUCUUUUCAGCUUUGGAGAUGCUGUUGCUAAAAGCAAAAGGUCCCCUGAAAAGCUGUUUGUGUUGCUCGACAUGUAUGAAGUAAUGCGUGAACUUCAACCAGAGAUUGAGGAAAUAUUUGAAGGCAAACCUUGCACUGAGAUGCGUGAAGCUGCAUCAAGCUUAACAAAGCGAUUGGCACAGACUGCUCAGGAAACAUUUUCAGAUUUUGAGGAGGCAGUUGAAAAAGAUGCUUCAAAAACUAUUGUUCAUGACGGAACAGUCCAUCCUUUGACUAGCUAUGUGAUUAAUUAUGUUAAAUUCCUAUUCGAUUACCAGUCAACAUUGAAGCUAUUAUUUCAGGAAUUUGAUAGUGGCACUGAGGCAGAAUCUCAGCUUGCUGCUGUUACCACAAGGAUAAUGCAGGCCCUACAGAAUAACCUAGAUGGAAAAUCUAAACAGUAUAAGGAUCCUGCAUUGACAUACUUAUUUCUUAUGAACAAUAUCCACUAUAUCGUUAGAUCUGUUCGCAGAUCAGAAGCAAAAGAUAUACUUGGUGAUGACUGGAUUCAGAGACAUCGCAGGAUUGUUCAGCAAAAUGCCAAUCAGUAUAAACGCGUUGCUUGGGCAAAGAUUCUUCAGACACUUUCUGUUCAAGGCGCGGGCAGCAGCGGUGACCUGACCAGCAGUGGUGUUUCAAGAGCCACGAUCAAAGAACGGUUUAAGUCUUUCAAUACGCAAUUCGAAGAGCUUCAUGCGAAGCAAUCGCAAUGGAUCGUACCUGAUCAAGAGCUGCGAGAAUCCUUGAGGCUUGCUGUAGCCGAAGUCCUGUUGCCAGCCUAUCGAUCUUUUAUCAAACGCUUUGGCAAUCUUGUGGAGAACAACAAGAACCCGCAGAAGUACGUUCGGUACAGCCCGGAAGCGGUGGACCAACUUCUCGGCCAGUUCUUCGAAGGGCAGCAAUGGGCGGAGCAAAAGCGCUGA